Molecule: messenger RNA, 1602 nt
Organism: Peronospora farinosa
Lineage: Eukaryota; Oomycota; Peronosporomycetes; Peronosporales; Peronosporaceae
Source: the annotation of a GenBank genome assembly
AUGGAGACGCAGCAAUUGAUAGACAAGAUCGUCGCUACGGGCAACACAAUCCGUGAGCUGAAAGGAGCUAAGGAUAAGAAAAAUGCUGAUAAAAUUACGGUUCAAGUGGAGAAAUUACUGGCGCUCAAGAUGCAGUACAAGACGUUAACAGGUGUCGACUAUACGCCGCCUUUUCAGUCUACGAAAGUCAAGCUAAAUGCUCUUCCUGCUGUGAACGACAAGGCCAAUCCAACGUCCAAGAAUCAGUUGAAAAAGGAGAAGAAAUUAGCAGAACAAGCAGCAAAAAAAGCGGCCGGAGGCUCUGUCAAAAUCGGCAAACAGAAGCAGAAGAAGGCCAAGCCUUCCGAGAGUGCGAAACCAGCUCAAAGUGCGCCUGUGCCAUCAAGUGUCGAUCUGCUACUACGACAGAAUGAGUUUCAAUAUCAAGUGUUGAGCUCUGGGGUAGCAAGUGGUGCCCAAGUGGUGACACCGUGGGAUGUGGAAGCCGAAGAUGGUGUGGACUAUGACAAAUUGGUCGAACAGUUUGGUAGUACCAAGAUUCCUCCUGAGAUGGUGGAGAGGAUGGAGAAACUAACAGGCCAUAAAGCUCAUCGCUAUUUACGUCGUGGCUACUUUUUCUCACAUCGUGACUUGGACGUGAUCCUUGACGCGUAUGAGAAGGGCGAAAAGUUUUUCUUGUACACUGGUCGUGGCCCUUCCUCGGGUAGUCUACAUAUGGGACACCUGAUUCCGUUCACGUUUACGGCCUGGCUGCAAAAGGUUUUUGAUGUACCUCUUGUGAUUCAACUCACUAACGACGAGAAAUUUUUAUUCAAGGAUCAGACGCUCGAAGAGAGCAAGAUUAUGGCUUGGGAGAACGCAAAGGAUAUCAUCGCCUGCGGGUUCGAUGUCAAGAAAACCUUCAUUUUCGCUAACACCGACUACAUUAAAGAAAUGUACCCGCAGAUUCUCAAGGUGCAGAAGUGUGUCACGUACAACCAAGUCCGGGGCAUCUUUGGCUUUACUGGGUCAGACAACAUCGGUAAGUCGGCCUUCCCUGCUAUUCAGGCUGUGCCGUCUUUUUCAGAGACAUUUCCUGUGGUGCUUGGUGGACGUAAGGGACUGCGUUGCCUCAUCCCGCACGCCAUUGAUCAAGAUCCGUACUUUCGUAUGACUCGUGAUGUAGCCCCGCGUAUUGGCUACCUCAAACCUGCUUCUAUGCACUCCAAGUUCUUUCCCGCUCUGCAAGGCAGCACUACAAAGAUGAGCGCCAGCAAGGCGAGCACUACCAUCUACAUCUCGGACUCGCCGGACGAUAUCGCCAACAAGAUCAAGAAAUACGCCUUCAGCGGCGGAGGUGAGACAAAGGCCGACCAUGAGAAAUACGGCGCCAACUUGGAGGCCGAUAUUCCGUACCAGUAUCUGUCAUUCAUGCUCGAGGACGACGUAGAGCUUGAGCACAUUGGCCGCGAGUACGGCGCAGGACGCAUGAUGUCUGGCGAGGUGAAGCAGAGACUGAUCGACGUCAUGGCCGAGUAUACGCUGGACUUCCAAAAGCGCCGUGCUGCCAUCACUGACGAUCUAGUUUCCGAGUUCAUGAGCGUGCGCCCCCUAGAUUUUUAG